CAGCCGGAUCAGCUGACUGGGAGCAGCGAGCCCGAUGCACGGCUGGGUUUGAGCCGGCGCCUAUUGUGCGCUGCAGGCACGGCGAGCGGGGACAGAGGACGCGGCGAGCCGAAAGCCUCCCGUCUGCGAGGGGGAGCAAACCGGCCAUGGCACCUCGGAUAAGACUGAGCAUUUCAAAGCCUCUCCCAACCAUACGUGAAGCCCAUGAGGAAGCACUGGAAGAUUUAACCAGCAACCCAAAACUCUUGGCCACCAUGAGCCAAACACCAAACACCUCAGCCAACUCAGACUCUUACUCCAGCGAAGACUACAUCCAGUCCAUCUGCCACCUCGCCAGACCCACCUUCCCGUGCCUUCCUGAAACCAGUUGUAGGGCUCAAGACAGAAAGAUCCUGAAGACCCUUGAGGACAUGUCAUGGUCCCCAACACCUGUUGGGACCCGGCAGGGAGCAUCGAAAUGUAAAUUGACCAAUUUCAUCUCAAACGUGGUGCCACUAGGAAAACUUAUGCCUGUUCCUGAUGGUGCAGAAACGAACCUCCAUUGCAGAGAUGACCCCCUGGCACAGAUAUACACACGGGCAGGAAAGCUCUGCUACUCUACAGGUCCUUUAAGCAGUAAAAGCUCCAGCAGUGAUUACUCACUGUGUACUUCUUCUAGAUAUCUGGAUGCCCCGGGUGGUGAAAUUCAUCCCCCAAGCACGAAAGGAAAAGCCACAGAGAAACUGAAUUUGCCACGGGCGUUUGGUUUCCCAAGGCUUCCCUCUCCAAGACCAGUACAGAAAGAAAUGGUCUGCUCAGAGCUGAAGUGUCUCAGAAGGGAUGAUGAGGCAGUUUCGGGCAGUAACCAUGGUCAGAAAGAAAACGGCACUAUGUUUAUUGACGGGGAAGAGAUAUCGCCAUGCUCUGCCAGAGGGAAACGGCCAGGAAACAGGGUUUUGCACUGCUCUCUAAGAAAGCAGAGUUGCUUAUUCAAAAUAGCAGACACUGAUGAAAAGGAAGAGAGAGAAUCUCCUCGCUAUGACAAAAAUGUAAUAGGUGCUGUCCCUAACAAGCAGCAAUACACUGAGUGCUUCCAGGUAGCUCAAAAACCCAUGGUCCAUAACUGGAUUUCGGAGCACAGAUGCAUCUGGAAAGAGGCAAAGUUGAAAGCUUGUUUGCUCCCAGCCAUUGCUGAAGUAUGAAGAAGUAGCUGCUCAGAAUGAUGUUAUUGGCACGAAGUAACACACCCUGCUACCUAGAAGCCCUCCCUGCAGUCCCGUGUUCCCGGUGCAGCAAACACACCUUGAACGUGCAUGCGAGUCUUUGCAUGAGUGAUUAUCAUCUCUCACCUCAGCCACUCAUUUUGGAAAGGCAGAAGUUUAUAGAGCAUCUCCCAGCAGUACCUAUUGCAUAGACGUGCCCUGGCCAUGGAGAAAAGCCGAAGAGAAUACAAAAACUCAUCUGUUUUGGAGGAGAAGUAAUCUGCAGGAACAUCAAAUUACUGGUGGUGUACAGCAAAUGCCACAGAGCCAGCCGUUUCUCACACUUGGGUACAGUUACCCUGAAAGGAAUGGUUUGAAUGACGCUUGGACAGUACUAAAUAUGCUCUCUCUGACAUAUACACUUAUCAAAAGCCCCAUUAUAUAUCACUAUGUCAACACCACCAUGCCAUUGGAUAGAUCACCUGUUACAGCAUUUGCAUAAAGAAAUAUUUUUAAAAGUUUUAAGAAACCUUUUAUGAGGAUUAGUUAGAGGGCAACAUGGAAAAUAUUAAAACUCCUUCAGGCAGGGAUUUUCCUCUUGCUUGCCCUAGCACAGCUCUGUUACCUUCACUCCCUCAUUUACCCUUGGCAAGAGGAGACUCCAGAGGUCUAGGUGGGUAUCUUCAUGCCAGCGCUUGUCUUGUGUUGUAGCUGCCCUAGAUCAGUAAAGAAGUCACCUGUGAAAGCCCAGCCCUCUGCUUCGUGUUAGUCUCUGCACGGCUACACUUGUGCACAAGCAGGGCUCCAUACCAGCGGGCACAUACCGAAUUUUACUUCUCAGGUGCAGGAAACCGGUGAGCUCACCCAGCAGCUCUGCAGCCUCGGGGGCAUGCCGAAGCGAGCAGCUUUGCCCGUGAGGCAGCCUGGGGAUGGAGGUGGCCUCACAAGUCUGAAGGGCUGUUUCUGGGUAGGUCCCUCAUAUCUGAUCUUCUGUCCUCUCACCUACCUGACCACGCUAAUCAUGCUCCUUUUUUUUUUUUUGCCUAGCGCCGUGAGACUGAAGUAUGACAUAGCUCAGCACAAGCGCACAGUGCUACCACCCAGCACUUCACAGAUAUAAAACAAUCCAGCUGCAGUUAACGUUAGAUGGGACAUCUGAGAGGCAGCGAGGUCCCUUGGUGCUGCUGCGAGGUCCCAGGGCGGUGUGGCUUGGUGCUGUGCUGCUGUCCCCUCACUGCUGCACCCAGAUGUUGCCGUCUAGAGAAGCAGCCAUUCAUCCAGGGUUUCUUCCAAGACCACCAGUCUCACGUAGCUACACUUGGUGCAGCAUUUUCCAUAGCCAGGGAAUAGAAUAGAUGAGGAAGCAGCACAGCAAUACUGGUAUAAUUAUUAUUACGACAGCAACGAGUAAGUUUUUUGGCGCAUGGGAUAGCAUGGAGAGCAGGCUGCUUGUUCAACUGCAGCUAAGCUGGGAAAUACCUCUGCAAAGCAGGAACUAUAGAAAUGCUCACGAGUGAUUUCCAAAACACCGCUGAGUAGAUUAAAUCAGAAGGCAACUUCUGCUCAGCACCAACAUGAUUGUAAAUAUGCUUGGAGAUCAAAAGGUGAACAUAUUUGAACUUCUCAUUCUCACGUCUCUUAUCUCAAAUACUUAUUUCCUGUUGAAACUCAUUAACGCUAUGGAGCUGAACUGCUUCUCAUCUUAGUUCCUGAACUAACUACACAGCAAGAAUAGAAGUGAAGGCAGCUCCAGCAUUUAUUAAAGGUGAUAGAGUUUGAGAUGAACAAGAUGUCACAUUGGCCCUAGCUUCUACUCACUGACUCGGGGAGGUGCCAGCCCAGUCUGUUUCCUCCUCUUAUCUCCCUUCCUUCACAGGUGAACAUCAAGACUUAAAUGAUGUUUGUCUGCUUUGCUCUGCUUACGUUUUUAAUUUCUCUCUAUGUGAAUAUUGAUGACACUGCAGCGCUUAGCAAGUCUUGUGCCAACUGCAUGCUUUUGACAGAGAAAACAAAUAAAACUGUUACACCCAA
Dromaius novaehollandiae (emu) is the source of this 3212-nucleotide messenger RNA. RefSeq lists its product as uncharacterized. The transcript is spliced from 2 exons. Gene Ontology annotation, cellular component: mitochondrion. Gene Ontology annotation, biological process: regulation of autophagy. NCBI's taxonomy places the organism in Eukaryota, Metazoa, Chordata, Aves, Casuariiformes, Dromaiidae. Bases 147 to 1181 code for a protein of 344 amino acids. The record is from RefSeq and is a predicted model, not a curated record.